UGAGAGUUUGACAUAGCUAAAGCUACAUUCGUUAACUGUUCAUGUAAAUAAAGUAUUACCGUGUUGGAAAAGGACAAAAUACAACCGACCAACCUCAUCCAAGCGCAUGUUAGUUCGAGGCGUUUAAAUUUUUUUAACUUUAGCUGCGGAGCACCACCGGGAAAUUAUCUUGACAGAUUUAUGGGAACCGAGUACACGGAGCCGGAGCUCCCGGCGGACCCGGUGGGCAGGCGGGUGUCCUGCGGCGGGGAGCGGGCCACGGUGCGCUAUGUGGGCCCGGUGCCACCAACUCCAGGGCUGUGGCUCGGUGUGGAGUGGGAUAACGCCGAGAGAGGCAAACAUGAUGGCAGCCAUGGAGGAGUGCAGUAUUUCACGUGCAGACAUCCUAAAGGAGGUUCCUUUGUCCGCCCAGCGAAGGCAAGUUUUGGAGUGGACUUCUUGACGGCUUUGCAACGCACCUACGAGUUUAACACCGAAGAAGUGCUGAGCGAGGAAAUCACCGUUUCCUCCAAAAAGCUAGAGUGGCUUGCUGUUGAAGCGCGCAGAUUUGAGAGUCUUCCAGCAGUGAUGCUGAACUGCCAGGAGGUGAACGGACCAGGAGCUCCUGGAGAAAUCAGGAAAACAACUCCCAAUGUUCGGUGGUUGGACCUCAGUGGGUCUCUGUUGUCCUCUUGGGAAGAAGUGUCCUCCAUCACUGAGCAGCUGGAGAAGCUGGAAGGACUACAGCUCAGCAACAACAGAUUAAGAUUACCCUCAGACCCCUCGGCUCACUGCCAGGCUUUCUCCAACCUCACGGUCCUUGCUCUGAACAGCUGCAUGCUUACCUGGCUGCAGGUUCUGGAGUGUGCAGUCAUGUGGCCUCAGCUGGAGAAUCUGUCUUUAGAGAACAACAACAUAACGGAGCUGCACAGGCCGGAGGGAGGAGUACUGCAGACACUGAAGUAUCUCAGCCUGUCCUGUAAUCCUUUGGUGCAGGACAGCAUCCUCAGUCUGUCUGCUCUGCCCAGACUGGAGGAGCUGAACGUCUCUAAUACCAAACUGUCUGCCAUCCGAUUUGAGGAUGCUGCUCCAGGAUGUUACACUGCCAUGUUUCCAUCUUUGAAGGUCCUCAAUGUGGAUCAGAACAACAUCUCUGAGGUCAGUGAGUCUCCACACUCAGGCUAA
This is a messenger RNA of Nematolebias whitei (Rio pearlfish), 1164 nucleotides long. RefSeq names its product tubulin folding cofactor E (gene tbce). Gene Ontology annotation, biological process: protein folding. The record is from RefSeq and is a predicted model, not a curated record. The transcript has 10 exons. Lineage: Eukaryota; Metazoa; Chordata; Actinopteri; Cyprinodontiformes; Rivulidae. Bases 181 to 1164 code for a protein of 327 amino acids. Gene Ontology annotation, molecular function: alpha-tubulin binding.